GCCCUGUUCCUCUGAAGCUGCUUCCUUAGCUCUUGGAAGUGAGAUUGAUGCCUGGGAAGAAAAGGGGAGAGGUUCACUCUCACUCAGCUUGUCCAUGCCUGUUUCACAAUGACCUUUCAGCAGCCCAGAGAAAAUUUGCCCAUUCUCUGAGAGACUUUAAAUUUGAAUUCAUUGGUGAUGCGGAGACAGAUGAUGAAAGAUGCAUAGAUGCGUCACUUCAUGAGUUUUCAAACUUCUUAAAAAAUCUGGAAGAACAAAGAGAAAUUUUGGCACUCAGUGUUACUGAAACUCUGAUCAAACCUUUGGAAAGAUUUAGGAAAGAGCAGCUAGGAGCUGUAAAGGAGGAAAAGAAAAAGUUUGAUAAAGAGACAGAGAAGAACUAUAGUUUGUUAGAAAAACAUUUGAAUUUAUCAGCCAAGAAGAAAGAGCUACAAUUACAAGAGGCAGAUAACCAAGUGGAGCAGAAUAGAAAACACUUCUAUGAGCUGUCCCUCGAGUAUGUAUGCAAGUUGCAAGAGAUACAGGAGCGGAAGAAAUUUGAAUGUGUGGAACCUGUGCUAUCAUUUUUUCAGGGUUUGUUCACUUUCUAUCAUCAGGGAUAUGAACUUGCUAAAGACUUCAAUCAUUAUAAAAUGACUCUGCAGAUAAACAUACAAAAUACACGAAAUCGUUUUGAAGGCACAAGGUCAGAAGUAGAGGAGCUCAUGAACAAGAUCAGAAGAAAUCCUCAGGAACAUAAAAGAGCAAAUCACUUCACAAUGGAAGGCUAUCUCUAUGUACAGGAAAAAAGGCCUGCUCCCUUUGGUUCCAGUUGGGUGAAGCACUAUUGCAUGUAUAGGAAGGAGUCAAAGAAGUUCACCAUGAUCCCAUUUGAACACAGAUCAGGAGGGAAAGUUGGUGAUGAGGAACUCUUCGUCCUUACGUAUUGUACCAAAAGAAAUAUAGAUACUACAGACAGGCGAUUCUGUUUUGAUUUAGAAGCUUCAGACAGGCCUGGAGUUCCUGUAACCAUGCAGGCGUUUUCUGAGGAAGACAGGAAGAUGUGGAUGGAAGCCUUGGAUGGAAAAGAAGCUCUGUUCAUCAAUUUGAAUAGAGCAAAUGCAAAACGAGAGGGAAGUGCACAGUUGGAUAAGAUAGGGUUCACUGUCAUCAAAAAGUGCAUCAGUGCUGUUGAAACACGAGGUAUAAAUGACCAAGGAUUAUACAGAGUUGUGGGGGUGAGUUCAAAGGUCCAGAGACUUCUGAGUUUGUUGAUGGAUGCAAAAACCUGCAAUGAAGUUGACCUGGAAAACUCUGUAGAUUGGGAAGUGAAGACAAUUACUAGUGCUAUGAAGCAAUAUCUGCGAAGCCUUCCAGAGCCCCUGAUGACAUACGAGUUGCAUGGAGAAUUCAUCGUUCCUGCCAAAAGUGGGAGUCCUGAAUCUCGAGUUAAUGCUGUUCACUUCUUGGUCCAUAAACUCCCAGAAAAGAACAAAGAGAUGCUGGAAAUUCUGGUGAAACAUUUAGCAAAUGUUUCAAAGCAUGCCAAGAGGAAUCUAAUGACUGUGGCAAAUCUAGGGGUAGUAUUUGGACCAACCUUAAUGAGGCCACAGGAGGAAACUGUAGCAGCCAUCAUGGACCUCAAGUUUCAGAACAUCGUUGUCGAAAUCCUGAUAGAAAAUCAUGAGAAGAUUUUCAAAACCCUGCCUGAUGCCACUUUGCCUGAGCCAAUCUCUAUGUCAGUAUCUCCUCCAAAUGCCCCACCAAGGCAAUCAAGAAGACAAGGACAACGUAUUAAGAGGCCUCUGGCUGUUUACAAUCUCUGUCUUGAGCUGGAUGAUGCUGACAGUCACAGCUCUCCAAGAGAAGACACCCCAACUGGGAGCAUGGAUUCUCUUUCUUCCCAGUCUCCGACACCUGCCUUCUCUAGUAGCCCUCCCGGGCUGCUGGAUGGAAAUCACCUUAUUAUGGACAGUGGAGAUCUUGCAGGCUGGACAACAAAUCUUCCUGGUCAGAGCCGCCCAUCGAUGGUCUCGUGGAUGAAUACUCCAUCUGCUAACCCAGUUGCCACAAAUACCACACCAUCCGCUUUCUUCUUCCCUAACCCUGCCACUGGGAGUGACAGAGCAGGGGAAAGUGUUGCCCACCGAAAAGCAAGAGCAGUUUAUCCAUGUGAAGCAGAACAUAGCUCCGAAUUAUCGUUUCAGAUAGGAGCAAUUUUUGAAGAUGUGCAAUUUUCCAGAGAACCAGGGUGGCUAGAAGGCACGCUAAAUGGCAAGAGAGGACUUAUUCCACAGAAUUAUGUUCAGUUUUUAUAGCUUUGUGCAUUGAACGCCAAGAAGGUGUACAUGGUAUCCAUGGAUUUUUGUUAUAGUCACUUCUCUCUACUUUUGUGACUGCUUUUAAUCAAUGAAGAGCCUGACUAUGGGUGGAAGAUCCCAAUCCAUGUAAAGACAUUAAGUGUUGCCAAAUAUGAAUUAUAAAAAAUUUUUUAAGGGUUGAAAUGGGUGAGGGGACAAGAGAAGGGGGAUGGAGGGAUAGGUUAAUUUUUAAUAAGGUGCUUUUUUCAGUUGUAAAGAGCAGUAGAGGUAUGUUUGUUUGCAAGAUAACUAGCAUUUUAAGUCAAAGAUUUGGUUGAUCUGUGAAGAUCAGUUAAAAAAUAUCCAUUGAAGAUUUUUAUAAACUUAGUGUCCUGGAGAUUAUGCAUCAAUAACCAUCAUUUAUAACAGAAUAUUAUUUGGGUUUGGAGAAAACUGUUAGAUUAAAAAAAGCUAUCAUGCUGACAAUCAAAUUAUAUUUCAAAGUGGAAUAGACAGUACGGAACAGACACCAAUAAGUAAAAUAAUAGGUAUCAAGACAUGACAUUUUUCAAAUGUCUUCAAAGAGCACAUUCGUUUAUGUUGUGUGUAUGAUUUCAUUUAUUUUAUAAAGAUAAGACACAUGAACUUUUAUUACAGGCUCCUAUAUGUCAUGGUUCCUUUGCUACUCAAAAAUAUCACUGUAAAUGAAAUAAAAUGUUAUUUGCUAUUUGACCUAAGUCAUUCCUAUGUUGGAGAAUAUUUUGCACUGGUUUUGUAAGUUAUGAUGUGAAAUAAUUAUUGGCAGCUGUAUGCAGUCAGCCUCAAGCAGGCUCCAAAAUGGAUGGGGAGCUUUCCUCACUCAAAUAGGCAACUCUGCAAGCUCAAGCCAAAAGGAAGAGAGAAUCUCUGGCUAUGAUCCUUGCGCAUCCUGGAGGCAUCUUGCCUAUUAUCUUUUGUCUGUCUGUCUAGCUCCUGCUUGAGCUUCCCUCUCUUCCUCCUCUGUCAUUCAUUGUCAUCUGUAAGCUCUUAAUGGUACUUCGUAGUAUCAGAAUCCUCAAGUAGCUGCCUCAUAAUUUGUAGAACGCGUUCGAGUAGCAACAGUGUUAUCUGUGGCCAUAGAAGAAGCUUCCAGAAAUCUUGUGGUGUAUAAACCUGUGCCUUGUGAUUAAAAAAAAAAAAAAAAAGUUAUGUGCAGUUUAUCAUUAAUCUUUGUCUUUUUCUCUCCUUCAAGUGAGACCCUCUGGGAGGCAGUGGAGAGGACGCAGGAAAGCAUGAUGGGAUGACAUGCUAAUACAGGCUCACAUAUUUGUUAAAUUGGACUCUCUGGAUUUUGAGCCAUUUACUGCAGAUAUACUUAGCUUGCAAGUUUUUCUAACGUGAUUAGUAAAGCAGUUAACAGUUAAUGCUGCCUUAAGGUUGGGAUGGCUUUUUUCCCCCCUUAAGAUUUAACUCUAUCCCAUUAUUUUGUUCCUUUGCCCAGACUGCACAGACCAUUGGAGUAUGCACAGAUCAUUUCCAGAUGGAGCAGCGGUGGGCCAAGUCAGUGCAGCUCUCCAGCUCUAAACCUCAUAGCUUGGAGGAGUUUCAUCUGGUGUAUUCUCGUGGUAUUUGAGCAGCGACUCGCUCUGCCAUACAGCUUUUAGGCAGUUCUUCUCUUGGCACAUUGACUAAGUGACCCAGGCACUGAAGAUGACUUUCAGAGUUCUGCAAAGGAGAUCAAGUUCUUUAAUUUGCUCCUUGACUUAGUUAUUAAGGAGGCAGUUUCACCAGUACUCACAGCAACAGGUCGCCCGUUUCCUUACGGGGACUUGUUCACAGGGCAGAGCUGGCUCGCUCUCAUGUCAUGUGGGCCCACAGCUCUGUCAACUCAUCUGUGGCCUCAAAGGGUCAUUCUGGAGGCAGGAUGGUGUUUGUGUGGCCACACUCAGUUUACAUGGCUACUAGCUGAUGGAAAAUAUUGAAGGAGGGAGAAUGUAAAUCUUUGGUAUUAGCCUACUAGGCGUGGCAGCUCAGUAUGCUGGCUUGUCAGACAGUGAAGCUGUGAUAACUUGAAGCUUACAAGCUUUCUAAGUGGCUUCCAUUUGUUUUGCUGUCGUUUUAAACAUGCAGUGCAUGUUUGAUCUUGUUCUGGCUGCUGUUUUCCAAAAUUCUCAGUGUAUUUCUCAGCUUUAGCUCUGUGGUCUGUUUUUUACUUUUUGUUUGCUUUGUUUCCUUUUAACCGAGGUGGCUUAAGAGAUGGAAUAAAAGACUUAGUGUCUCUUCCAUCCAGUCCUGUGACCCUGUUUGCCUUUAGUUGAGACGUUUUGAGACUCUUGUUACUUCUGGAGCCACACAGAACCCAAACCAGAGGAAUACUUUUCUACUGAGAAAUGAUAACACUGAGCAGAGGUAAUACUAAUCCAGACUUUCUCACAUCCUAGACGCUGUCUAAAGGCAGCAUUGUGAGCUGAGCCAGAUCAGAUCUGGCUUUCAGGCUAACCACACUGUCUCUUAGGAAUUUAGUUGUGGUUAACUGCUACCCACCAUAUGGGUUUCCACAUCAGCCUGCUUACACUAAGGCUGAGCAGAGACUUGUAGAGCUGAGUGGCCGUGGCACGUCUCAUUCCUCAUCCUCACUGCUGCAAACGGUGCCCUUGUGCUGACUGGAAGUAGAGAUUAAAGGAUGCUGAAAAUUAAGAAGCGUAUAAAGAAAGUCAGGCCCCUUUCCCAUCCUUGGAGACCUCCUAAAGCCAGGCCUUAGGGCACACCUCUUGUCUGCCUUUUUUUCCAUGGCUUGGGAGAUUUGGGAAAAGCAAUGUACCAUUCACUUGAGGCAGAAAGGAGGACAGGGAUCAGCUGUGGAGGAAGCUGGUCAAAGGGCUCUUCUCUUUUGGCCCUGGGUCUCUCCCGGGGAACUGCUCUCAUGUCAGCUGUGGGUACAGGUUCAGCUUAAUCCUCAGGCUUGGUUGCCCCUUGCUAUGACCCAGUUACUGUGCGGAGGAGCAUGUACUGGUCAGUUUUCAAAAGCUGAGACUCCUGGUAGCGAAAGCAUGAGACAGGCUCAAAAUUAGAGAGGGUGAAUUAGGAGGAAAAAAAAAAAAAACCAACGCAAAUUUGUGGGUUUUAUGCCAAAUGUUUGCCUUGCUGUGAGGCCACAGAUUGAAUCGCUCAACCUGGGGAUUAAGGUUGAAUGUGUGUUUGAUGAAUAAUUAAUGGGAAAAGCUGAGACUCCUGCCUAUCUGGGCUCAGUAGGAAUUCACAGCCUGCAGAAGUCACUGGACAGCGUGCAGCUCUCUGUCUUGGCCAGGCAGCGUGUUCGCUCUGCUGGGUGAAAAACCCCAGGGUUUGCCGGCUGCUUAAUGUUGUUAAUCAUUGUCCCAGCUGAUCUUCAUGGCAGGUUUCCUUCUGCUGCCCAGUUUUCCAUCAGGAGCGACAGAAAAAUCUCAUUGGCUGAUUUAGUCACCCUGUCAUGAAAAUAAGUGCUCCUGCUACCCUGCUUAACAGCUUUUGCCAGCUGAGCCUCUGCAACUGUAUCACAGAAAAGACUCGGGGAGAAACUUGCCCUGCUCAAUGCUCUGUUCCCUGUUCUCUUAACCCAUUUCACAAUUCUUACCUGGUUUGCAAUAUAAAGAAAAAAGUUGCUGACAGAGGGCUUACGUAGGCUGUAAAUGCAGCAGCGCUAAACACAGUUUAACUGGAAGCCUUCACUGGAGAAGUUUGACCUUUUAAACUGGAUGUGCCUCAGAGAGCGUUUUCAACAUCAGAGUUCAACAGUGUGUUCCCCUCCGUGCUUGCAGUAACCCCAGGUAAGCACCCACGGAAUCUUCAUCCUAUCAACCCCUAAAACUAAAGUGUCCUUU
Athene cunicularia (burrowing owl) is the source of this 6118-nucleotide messenger RNA. It is a transcript of the gene ARHGAP10, whose product is annotated as Rho GTPase activating protein 10. Gene Ontology annotation, cellular component: cytoplasm. NCBI's taxonomy places the organism in Eukaryota, Metazoa, Chordata, Aves, Strigiformes, Strigidae. Gene Ontology annotation, molecular function: GTPase activator activity; protein binding. Gene Ontology annotation, biological process: signal transduction. The record is from RefSeq and is a predicted model, not a curated record. The transcript has 23 exons. Bases 48 to 2297 code for a protein of 749 amino acids.